AUGUCCAACGAGACUACUACCUACAACAACAACGCCGAGUUCCCCGCUCUUCAACAACUGGACAUCAACGCCACUGACGCCUUUGUCGUCACCUCAUCUUCGUCCUCUGCUCCUAUUCCCGAGGACAUCGAAAUGGCCGACCAGGACCUAAGCGAUCCUUUACCCUCUAUGGACGAUCAUCCCAUCUCCGCCGCUCAAGAACCCGAUCUGAAGUUCUUCUCAAUCAUGUCUGAUUCGGACUACAAUGGCGAUGUCGAUUUGACGACUGACCUGCAAGACGUAUUGCUAUCCAAGCGCCAUAGUCUAGCGCAAUGGACGAAAGCGUACCGUCAUUCUGUGCUCAGGGUUGCGAAGACCUCCAUUGACCACUCUGAAUAUGCCAGCUGGCUGCAAGAGUGCGCCGAUCUUGCCAAGAUCGUGCGACAGAAAGAAAAAGAGCACGCCUCUUUUGCUGCAGCUUUGAGUUUGGGUUCUCUGGUAACAGACCCCAUCCUCUCGCCGGCCUCUGCUGCUGCUGCCGCGGCAAAGGUUGACAACACCAAAUUGUCACUGGACAUGGGCACGCCCCGUUUCGGUGAUGCCAAGCAUGGCAAGGGACAGUCUUUUCAGGUCAUCCGUGACCCUCACCUGUUCUUAGACAGCUUCAAGACCUACUGCGAAAAUAGCUACGGCGAGACGCCUUUUCUCGCCAGCGCUCAGCGCCUCCUUUGCAUGGCCAUCCUGGACGAGCAGACCCGUCAACAGUUCAACGAUGAACUGGCUCGGCAUGGCAGCUCCUCUCUCACAUGGGAGGAGUGUGAAGUUGCAUUUGUUGACAGCGUUCUGACUCCAAAAGAACGUUCCCUCACCGUCGCUCGCGUUGCAGAGACAGGUCGUCGCAACAAGGAAUCCUACCGCAACUUUGCACUACGUCUCCAGCGAUCUGUCCGUGUGUAUCGUAUUGACGAUGGCAACACCACCGUCCUCUCUGGCAUUAUGGGCUCUAUCCCUUCGAUGGAACUGAACCUCAUCAAGAAUUCGAUUCAAAAGGCCGGUACCUCUCUGUCCGAGGUUAGGUUGGACUCGAUCACCUAG
Molecule: messenger RNA, 1074 nt
Organism: Linnemannia hyalina
Lineage: Eukaryota; Fungi; Mortierellomycota; Mortierellomycetes; Mortierellales; Mortierellaceae
Source: the annotation of a GenBank genome assembly